GGAUGAUAAUUCAUUCCCGGCAACCAAGCCAAGCAAAGCAUGAGCAAUCUAUUAGGCUUGCAAACAUCCCUCUUCACCACCUUCUUCUCAUUUGCCCCAGAAUUACCCUUAAAUCCCCCCAAAAUUUCCACCACGUCCUCUUCCCUUCUUCUUCUACCCUGGGAGCUUUCCCACAUUCCCAAAUCCAAGAAAUUCAUACCAACAAACACUUCCAUAACCAGGACUCUGGUGAGUAGUGUGUCUAGUGAAUCCGUACAGGAAGUAGUUGACGUUGAAGUUGCAGAUGGCCUGACAAUGACCCAAUUUUGUGACAAGAUUAUCGAACUAUUCUUGAAUGAAAAACCCAAGUCAAAAGAUUGGAGGAAGUAUUUGGUAUUUAGGGAAGAGUGGAAGAAAUACAGGGAUAGGUUUCACAGUCGGUGCUUAUCUCGAGCUGAUGCUGAAAAUGAUUCUGAAAUGAAGCAAAAGCUGAUUACUUUAUCAAGAAAAGUGAAGAAGAUUGAUGAUGAAAUGGAAAGGCAUACUCAACUUCUUAAAGAGAUUCGAGAUAGCCCCUUGGACUUGAAUGCAAUCGUUUCUAAAAGGCGCAAGGAUUUCACUGGGGAGUUUUUCCGCUAUCUUACUCUGCUUUCCGAGACAUGUGAUACUUUGGAAGACCGGGAUGCAUUGGCUAGACUUGGGGCUAGAUGCUUGUCAGCUGUCAGUGCUUUUGAUAACACCCUGGAGAAUGUGGAGACAUUAGAUUCUGCACAAGCGAAAUUUGAUGACAUCUUGGGGUCAGUGUCAGUGAACGCGGCAUGUGAAAAGAUCAAAAGUCUUGCCAAGGCAAAAGAACUUAGCCCUUCAUUGAUCGUAUUGAUAAACAGUGCUUGGGCAUCGGCAAAGGAGUCCCCUACAAUGAAAAAUGAGGUGAAAGAUAUAAUGUAUCGCCUGUACAAGGCCACUCAAAGUAGUCUGAGGAGUAUGGCUCCAAAAGAAAUAAAUCUACUUAAGUAUUUGUUGAACAUCAUCGACCCUGAAGAGCGAUUUUCGGCGCUGGCCACAGCCUUCUCCCCUGGGGACGAACAUGAUAUGAAGGACCCAAAAGCUAUAUACACUACUCCCAAGGAGCUACACAAGUGGAUUAAAAUCAUGCUUGAUGCUUACCAUCUGAGCAAGGAAGAGACUGAAUUAAGAGAAGCGCAGCAGAUGAACCAGCCUGUUGUUAUCCAGAGACUUUUCAUCCUAAAGGAAACAAUCGAAGAGGAAUAUUUAAGUCAAGAAGGCAAAAGAGAGAGAGAUGAUAAAUCAGAGGAGUUGUGAGAAAGCAUCCCAUCUGUAGAUAUCAUCACACCUACAUUAAGCCAGAAGAUCUGCUCAUGUUGUCGAGUCAUCAAGCGCAAUUCUGAAAUCUUCUCUUGUAUCUCAGUGUACCUGGUUAAAUGCUGUAGCCGCCAAAUGCUGUUAUAGUGUUAUGUAUCACAUCAUAGUAACUUUUGGCAAAAACUUAGGUAGAACUGGUCUUGGAGAUCACGUGACUCAAAUUUUAUCACUUAUUCCAUUCUUGGAUUAGUGAGUUGGCGUAACGAUAUUGAGAUCACAUGCUCUACAUAAAUCGGGUCUACCCAAGUGUUUGCCAUAACGUCAUCCAGCGGGUUGAGGUACUUCAAUAAAUUGUUUACAAUCACAUGCAGCAGUUUGUAUAGUCAUGGGUUACUGGACUCCCUUUGAUUUUGAGAAAAUAUUUAUAAGCUAUGGAGAAACACUUGCUGUUAAUAAAUUCAA
Coffea arabica (coffee) is the source of this 1764-nucleotide messenger RNA. The record is from RefSeq and is a predicted model, not a curated record. Lineage: Eukaryota; Viridiplantae; Streptophyta; Magnoliopsida; Gentianales; Rubiaceae.